Sardina pilchardus (European sardine) is the source of this 6077-nucleotide messenger RNA. It is a transcript of the gene lrmp, whose product is annotated as lymphoid-restricted membrane protein. NCBI's taxonomy places the organism in Eukaryota, Metazoa, Chordata, Actinopteri, Clupeiformes, Clupeidae. The transcript has 38 exons. Gene Ontology annotation, cellular component: endoplasmic reticulum membrane. The record is from RefSeq and is a predicted model, not a curated record. Bases 26 to 4930 code for a protein of 1634 amino acids.
GUCUGUGCUCGUCGUCUGCUCAGCCAUGGACCUGGCCGUGUCUCAGCGCCACCGCCACAACCCCGUGGACAGCAUCUGCCGCAAGCUGAAGACCAUCCAGCGCCGCAACCAAGAGGCUGACACCUCGCCCUUCCACAUCCCGCGCUUCCAGUCCAGCAGCUACAACAGCCCCCAGCCCGGGCUCCGCUGCAACCUGGAGUCCAUCCUGAAGAAGCGCGCCGUGCGCUCGGACCACCCGGACACCCCUGCUGUCGGCGGCGCCUCCGCCUCCAAGACUGUCGGGUCGUCCACUGCCACCACCCCCUCCUCCUCCUCGUCCAUCGCUGCCUCGGCCGCCGCCUUGGGUAUGUUGACCCCAAAGGGGUCCCCAGCGAGGCCGCAGGGUCGGCGGCUGACCCUUGGCGCGAGCGGAGCGUCGCCGCUGGUCACCCCAUGCCCCGUCAAUGCCACCUACUCCAUCACAAGCACGGUGACGGACCGACGGACCUCUUUUGGACUCGGGCAGAGGCAAGGCUGGCAGCGUACCUGCUCCACGCCCGCGGCCGCCCAGUCCGAGACAGACGGGUACUUCACGUUCGGGCGUAGCGCCCCCUACGGGCAACCCGAGGCAGGGGAGACGCCCGCUGCCAACCCCUUGGAGAUGGACGGAGAGAAGGAGAGGAGACGCAGCCCGACACACAGCCUGCUGUCCUGCUACAACCUGAACUUCUGCACGUCAGACGCCUCCACGCUGCUGGACGGGGAUGUGGGCUACCCAGCCCUGGUGGUGAAGAGGCUUUCCCUGGGGGACGGUUUGCUGUCCUCAGAGGCCAGGAAGGAGAACAUGACCGAGGUCAGCCUCAUCUGUGAGGAGGACCUGCUGGACACCAUAUUCCACGCCUGUGACACUCAGCGCAGAGGUAAGGUGUACGUGUCCCGGAUUGUGGACUACCUGCGCCACACCACCAGCCGGAGCUCGGAGGACAGCGGCCUGGAGGAGCUGUGCAACAUGCUGGACCCAGACAACAACGACAUCUCCAUAGACCUCGACACCUACCACGCCGUCAUGAAGGAGUGGAUCGAGGACUGCCGCAACCAGGGAGAUGACACGGCAGAGAACGUGACCCAGGAGUCGGUGAAAGUACCAGACUGUUUAGCAGCGAAGAGAUCAGCUCUGCUCAACAUGACCUCAGGCAGCCUUGAAGCGUUUGGUGGAGAGACGACCAAAAGUGACCUGGAGACCUCCGACUUGAUCUACUGUGUGGCGGACCUCCAGUUCACCAAUCAGAAGCUGCAGGACGAGAUCCGGAAGCUCAAACAAGCCAUGGAGUCCAUGGAGGACACCAACCAGAAGCUCAUCGAGGAGAAUGAGGACCUCAAGACUCAAGCCAAAGUGGGGCAGCAGCUGCUGCAGAAGGAAAAGAUGCUGAAGGAGGAGGUGGAGGAGAUGAAGAUGACUCUGAGCACAUCUGAGGAGAGUCGUGCACGAGCUUCCGCUCGGAGCAAACAGAUGGAGCGAGAGAACCAGGGUCUCAUUUCGAAGAUCUCUGCUCUUCAGGAAGAGAACAUCAAAGUCACCGUGGAGAUGGAUGACCUUCAGAAGAAGAUGGGAGAACUGUGUGAUCUCAAUACCGACCUUCAGGUUCAGAUCCAUUCACUUGAUGCUGUUCUGAGGGACAAAGACUCUGUUAUAUGUCAGAAAAACAGACAUUUAGAGGAUCUGAAGGCAGUUAUAGUGGAGUACUCUUCUGUUACGGAGAUUUUGAGGGCUGACAAAACAAAGCUGGAGAAUCAGAUGCAGAUGAUGCAGCCAGAUAUAACCUCUGCGGGUCUGUCUCUGUCGGUGGCGUACCGGCUCAACCAGACCAACCAUCUGGGCUCCCUGCAGACUGAACUAGCCCUGGCACAGAACCCUCUGGAGGGUGUGGAGCGUUUCUCCACCUCCAUGUGUAUGGCGUCUCCGCUGGACGAGACUCUGGACAGAGAGGUGCUGUUGCUCAUGCAGGGCCCCACGCCGGAGCAGCAGUCCCUGGAGUUCAGGAGCCUCAUCCGCAGACUGAGGAAAGAGUUCCAGGAAGACCGUUACACUGUUCUAUCAGCAUUGAGGAACCAUUCAGCUGCUCAUGAAGGACAGGAUAUUUCCUCCAAUCAGAAACUUCAGGUUGAGUGGGAGCGGCGUCGGCAGGACUGGGCCCAGGUUCUAGAGCAGCUGCAGCAGUACACCGACUCCCUGGAGAAGGAGCUGCUCAAGAUGGCCAGCAACAUGCGCCGCUCACGCACCGAGAUCCUGCACCUGUCCGUCAGGGUUCAGGAACAGGAGAAUCAGAAGCAGCAGCUAAAGGAUGACCUGGACCAGCUGAAAACCCCGCAGGACAGCAGAGAGGCCAGCUGCCAAACGCCUGAUGUACCACAGGGUGAAGAGGACCAGGAUGCUCCAUCGUUGGAGUGGGAAGAAGAAUACGUGAUUCCAGAGUCGCCGUUGCCACCGCCAUCGGCGAUCGCCCAGAACGGCGCCCCGCUCAGCGGAAGCAACGAGUCGUCGGAACCGCAGGACGCCGGAGGAGACGCGAAGCGGCCCGAGGAGGUGAGGUCAGGAGGAGGCGGCGAGGAAGAGGAGGAGGAGGAGGAGAAACAGAACGACAGCGAGCGGGGAGAGGAAGGGCAGCUGGACUCGGGCGUAGAGGAAGAAGAGACGCCGCAGGGCGAACUUGCCCGCUCACGGAGCGACAUUCCGGAAGCCUCCGAGGACAGUCCCCACGCCGAAACCACAGAAUCCCCACAGCCACAGACGGAAGUUGUAACAGAAUCCAGUGGACAACAGGAAGGAGCCAACUUCCCAGAAUGCACUGCGCCUGAGGACGCCCACAAGCAGACUGCGUGUGCUGAGCAACGAGAUCCUGCUCCUCUUCCUCCCACACACACUUCAGCAGCUGACCCUGUGCCCUCUGAAACCAGCCAGGCCAACCCAGUGCUGGAGUCCCUCCCUUCAGAAGAAGCUUCCCCUGGACAAGAGGAGAUGGUCUCUCCCAGCAACACACCUGCCGAGCUGGGUGAAACCAUUUCUCCAUCUCCCAGGUGUGAGGAGGCCGCGUCGGGCGAGAGCAGCACAGCAGAGGAGGGGGCCAGUACCAUGAGCCUCAACGACUCUCAGAAGCUGCCUCCUGACUCCACUAGCGCACUGGAGAGUCACAGGACCAGCCUGCUCCCUGUAGCAGAGGAGGAGGAGACUGCCGUAGAUUCUGCCACAGAAACUGUCGCCAUGGCAGACACUAAGACGGAAUCCUCAGACGUCACCACGGCAACCAGCGGUGUAAACGACACCCCUGCUGACUCCUCCGACAAGGCUAAGGAUGAUGACUCCCAGGUCACCGGCGACCCCGCCGCUCCAGACGGUAGCAAACCGGAUGCGACCGCAGGGCAGUCUCCUCCAGGGGGCGACAAAGACUCCAAGCAGAAGACGGUCCCGGAGAAGGAGCAGACUACAGAGGCCCCUGAGGGACAAAAAGUGCAGGAGGACAGUGAGGUGUCUGCUGUAACGGAGAAGGAAGGUGAGACCUCAGUUGUGUCUGAAGAUGCCAGUGACCGUGAGGACAGGAGAAACAGCUGGAGCCUGUCUGCCAGUGAAAAGGAAAUUGAGGCUGAGUUCCACCGCCUGUCUCUGGGCUUCAAGUGCGACAUGUUCACGCUGGACAAGAGGCUGCGGCUGGAGGAGCGCUCCCGCGACCUCGCCGAGGACAACGUGCGGCGCGAGGUGUCCAGCUGCCAGGGACUGCUGCAGGCCCUGAUCCCUCUCUGUGAGGAUGACGGCCAGUCCAUGGAGAUCAUCCAUCGGCUGCAGAAGAACCUGGAGAUCCUCAUCCAGUCCAUGGUCAGGGUCUCCAGCCGCUCAGAGAUGCUGGGCGCCAUCCACCAGGAGAGCCGUAUCGGUAAGGCCGUGGAGGUGAUGAUUCAGCACGUGGAGAACCUGCGGCGCACCUACACCAAGGAGCACGCCGAGCUGCUGGAGCUCCGGGAGUCCGUCUCGCACAACGAGCGCUCCUUUGGCUCCCACUCCCACUCCGACAGAGCUGAUGACUUCAGGAAUAAGAAGCAGUCUGGUUCACAGUACUACAAGCCCUCUUCGCGGCGGGUCAGCAUCGCAGUGAUCCCACGCAGCGGAGAGCUGUCCAAAUCCCCAGAGUUUGGAGACGUGGAAACUGACAGACUAUCCAGGAGACCCCCCUGGAAAGGAGGCAGCGGUCAGCGCCCGCCGCUGAAACGUUUCGUUAGUUCUGGGGCAUGGCCCGACAGCGAAGGUUCUAGAAACUGUCUGGACGACUACCCGCACGUGAAUCGCCCUGAUUGGAGGUGGCGCAGAUGGGGUGGUGUCUGUGGCAGGUCCGGGGUCGGUGACGUGUGGCUGUUUGUGACUGACAGGUUUGGCUCCGACACAGACUCGCACUCCGAGGAGGAGCGGCGGGAGGAGCCGGUGGUGGUGGAGAGGAGGAAGUCCAGCCUCACGGAGCUGGGCCAGAAGCUCACCUCCCUCCUUAUGCCCCUCAAGAUGUUUAAUGGUGCAGAGCGUCCGCAGUCAUCUUGUGUCCAAAGCCAGACUCCCAGCCCCACCCCUCCCAAGGAGCAACCAGGGUCCACACCGUCCACGGACGAGCCCCUCAACUCCGCCGCGGCCACCACCACCACCAACACCAGCAGCAGCAGCACCACCACAACCACCUCGUCCUACUUCUCUCUCCCCAGCCUCUCGGCGUGGCGCCCGGGCCUGCCCCGCAGCCUGUGGGUGUGGGCGGCCGUGCUGCUGGUGCUGGCCGGCCUCCUGGCCAUCCUGGCCAGCCUGGUGCUGCAGCCGGCGGCGGACGCGGCCCCGGUGGGCACCGGGGACUCCUGGAUGACCAUCCAGCAGCUGCUGUGGCCCUACACCAGCCUGCGGCACAACGGACAGCCCCCCGUCUGACCGUUCCGGAAGGAGAGCGGACGUCACGGGACAGUCGGGGACAAGGCACCAAAAGGGGGGUGGGGGGACCAGACAGUGACCCCUCCCUACCCUUCACCACCACCACCACCACCACCACCACCAUCACCAUCAUCACCCUACAACCCUCCACCCCCUUGCACUGCACACUACCUGUGCUGCAAUCACUUGUUUGUGUUUGUUUUAACUACUUUUCUAGUUUACCUGCGUGUGUGUGUGUGUGUGUGUGUGUGUGUGUGUGGAGCAGCAGUAUUGUAAUCUGCAGCACCGGACUCUGCUGUCCUUAAUGCCGAUCUGCUCUCGUUUGCUCUGGUCUGGUCAGCUCAGCUCAGACCUGAUGGCUGCACUCCUCUCACACCAGGCAGGAAGUGCUGCCACGGAAACUGACACGCAAUAUGGACACAUGACUCUGCGGGCUCUCCCCGUUGCCAUAUCAACUUGAGCACACAAUUGGCAUCCCUGUUGCACAUGCGGCUGGGUGCGUUUAAACGAUCGUGAUACACUAAAUUCACGUCCCAUACACUGCCCAAUUGAAUCAUGGAUUUUUUUUUUGUUUUUAUUUUUUUUGUUUUUGUUUUUCCUUUUGGAAUAGGAGCUUUUGGCUGCCUGGUUUUGAAAUGCUCACUUUAUUUUUAUUUUUUUUUUCAUCAUAGAUUUAUUUCUAAAUCCAAGAUGGCACUUGGGCUUGACAAAGAAUCUGCCUUUUAAGCACAUUUUUUCCCCCACCACUUAUUUCUAAAUCAGUGACUUACAGUUUUUAAUAGCAGCUACUUGAAGUCAUGGAAUCAUGAACUGGUUAUUUCUUUAAGCUGCCAAUUCCAAGGGGAACAUAAUUUAUUCUUUUAGUUCUGUGUUUAGAUGAAGAGUGAAGGAGAUUUAAAAACCUCACUCUUUUUUUUCCUCUUUAUUAUAUCGAUUGUUUUGUUACUGUUUGUUACAAGCACACAAUGGUUUUUAUUUGUCUCAUGUUCUUGCCGUGUUCAUCACUGUUUUGACUUCAUACACUUUUGUAUGUCCAAAGAGGGGGAGACAAAGGCUUUGCACAAUAAAGUAACUCAUUGUACUGAGGAGAAUUAUUCAGUGUCAAGUAUCUGUUUUGGCAGAGUUUGAGUUUGAGUUCCUCAAAGAC